Messenger RNA from Volvox carteri f. nagariensis, 1455 nucleotides. RefSeq lists its product as uncharacterized. The transcript is spliced from 8 exons. Gene Ontology annotation, cellular component: cytoplasm; actin filament. The record is from RefSeq and is a predicted model, not a curated record. Gene Ontology annotation, biological process: actin filament polymerization. Gene Ontology annotation, molecular function: microtubule binding; actin binding. Lineage: Eukaryota; Viridiplantae; Chlorophyta; Chlorophyceae; Chlamydomonadales; Volvocaceae. The coding region runs from base 1 to 1455 and encodes 484 amino acids.
AUGUGCCAAUCUCCCAACAUCACCAUCUACGAGGCCUGCCCACCGCCGCCCGCGCCGCCGCCGAGCCCGGGCACGACGGCAGCUCCCCCUCCCCCUCCACCGACAUGCGACCCCAACACCUUUUCGUACGUCACAAUUUCGUACACCUGCCCGUACGAGGGUCGCACGUACACGCUAUACGAUGUGAAUGCGGGGUGCAUGCCGGACUGGAACACCUCCAAGACGUUUUGCGAAAAUCGGGGCAUGGAGCUGGCGCCUUGGGAUUCAGACGCAUCAAACGGCGCCCUUCAAAACCUGUGCACGAGUAACAAGUUCACCUGCUGGGCCGAUGGUAAUAAGCCGGCCGGAUUAUGUCCACUGCUUAGCCAGGAGGGUGCCGUACUGUUUCAGACAUGCGACCAACGUGUACGAUUUGUAUGCCGUACUACGAUUUACAAGCGUCCUUCACCGCCACCACCACCACCCUCCUGCAAUCCCUAUACGGCACCGUACCGUACUCAGACGUACAUUAAUCCAAUUGACUGCAAAAACUACACGCUGUACGAUACGGCAGCGUUAUGCAUGGCCGAUUGGUAUUCGGCAAGGGACUUCUGUGGGAGCAAAGGCCUGGAGCUGGUGCCGUACACGGAGGAUGCUGGCAUGAGUGGCUUGACCAGGCUAUGCUCACAAAAUAGCUUCACGUGCUGGACGGGAGCUAAAUCAGACACCGAGUUCUGUCCACUCAUGACUGCGAGUGGGCAGAUUGUACAACAGUCCUGCCAACAAUCUGUACGAUGGGACUGCAAGACGUACACAUUGUACGACAUGGAUGCCGUAUGCAUGACCGACUGGUACACGGCGGGGGACAUCUGCGACAGCCAGGGGCUGGAGCUGGUGCCGUACACGGAGGAUGCUGGAAGAGCUGGUUUGUCUGAGCUCUGUUGCUCACAAAAUAGCUUCACGUGCUGGACUGGAGCUAAAUCAGACACCGAUUUCUGUCCACUCAUGACUGCGAGUGGGCAGAUUGUACAACAGUCCUGCCAACAAUCUGUACGAUGGGUGUGCCGUACAACGGAUAGCAAGUGCCCGCCGUCACCGUUACCGCCACCACCUCCUCCACCCUCCCCAGAGCCUCCGCCGCCUCCCGCGACCGCAAGGGACAACGUGUUGACCUUGAUGGACGCUGGCUUCGAAUACCGCAUGUAUACGGUGGAUGCGAAACAGCGCUUGACACACAGCGGUGCUGCGGCCUACUGCGGGGGCCUGGGAGCAGGCUGGGACUUGGUGCCGUACACGGAUAACACGGGGUACGACGCUGUACGGCGGCUUUGCGCAGCCAAUCAAUUCACUUGCUGGCUGAAGCGCGCCGACAGUGACCAGUACUGCCCGCUCAUGGCUGCGGACGGGACCUUGCAAAUGCAGGGCUGCCAGCAGGACGUGAGGUUUGUGUGCCGCCGCCCAAGGCAGAUUGCCUAA